Molecule: messenger RNA, 1652 nt
Organism: Megalops cyprinoides (Indo-Pacific tarpon)
Lineage: Eukaryota; Metazoa; Chordata; Actinopteri; Elopiformes; Megalopidae
Product: ras association domain-containing protein 9-like
Exons: 2
Coding region: 84-1391 (435 amino acids)
Biological process (GO): signal transduction
Source: RefSeq, a predicted model, not a curated record
UGCAGGCUGCGCUGUCGCCAUGCCGCAGGUUUGACUUACAGUAUCUACAGUACGCGCUUUCUCGUUGAGGUUCAUGAGUUGCCAUGGCUCCGUUCGGAAGAAACUUUCUCAAAGCUCGCUUGAAAAACAGGUCUGAGAACAAAGAGCCGCUACCGGGGAAGGAGGUACAGGUGUGGGUGUGCCAGGAGGAGAAGGUGGUGUGUGGGGUGACGAAGCACAGCACGUGUGCGGAUGUGGUGCAAGCCUUGCUGGAGGACCAUCAGAGUUCAGCAGAGGGCAAGGUUCUGUUGGGUGAGCCCUCGGAGUACUGCCUCCUGGAGAGGUGGAAGGGUUUUGAGCGUGCCCUCCCGCCUCUCACUCGGAUUCUCCGGCUGUGGAACGCUUGGGGGGAUGAGAAGCCCUUCGUGCAGUUCAUCCUGGUCAAGGCCGGCGAGUCCCGGCCCCCGCCCUGCAAGGGGUCCUCCAGGCCAAAGGGGGCGCCGUCCAAGCCGAGGUCAGCGGCAAAGCGGCGCGACCAGGCCCCAGCACAGUACGUGCGGUCCCUGCCGGUGGAGAGGCAGAGGAGGAUGGUGAAGAAGGCCUUCCGGAAGCUGGAGAGGUUCAGGGAGCGGGAGAGGAGGCCGGUGGAGGAGGGGAGGAUCGGCGGGCUGGUGCAGCUGAUCAUCGAGCAGGACCACACCAUCAGGGAGCAGGUGCACAGGAUGAGGGAGCUGGAUGUGGAGAUUGAGCGCAUCGAGCGGGGUCUAGGGCUGGGCGGCGGGGCAUCUGCGCCCGAACGGGACGGCGCCCUCUGCCCCGACCUCAGCGAGCCAGCGGAGAUCUGGCUCCAGGAGGACCUGUACGGCGCCGACGGAGUCGAGCGCUUGGAGGCGCAGCUGGAGCGGCACAGGGACCUCAUUGAAAGGCUGUCCCAUGACAUUGACGCGGAAUUAAAAAGCGUGUGGCACUCAACGGGCGCUGACGAGCUGCGGGGGGCGACGGCGAGCGCCGGCCCAGACCCCGAGGACCCGGCGGGCGUGGCCGAGCUGGAGACGCUCAGGAAGGACCUGGAACACAGCAUGCAGAGGGGCCUGAGCCUGCACGCACAGGUGACGGACCUGGAGAAGGAGCUGCAGCGAAACGAUGCGGCGCUCUCCUCCAAAAGCCGGGAGUGCGAGCAGCUGGCCGCGCAGCUCAGCUCUCUGCAAGUCUCCGGCACCACAGAGCGGGUGGGGCCCCCGAGCCCCACGGACCAAUCACAGAUCUGCGGCUCGCAGGGAAAGCUGUGCCAGAUCCUGUCCCGUCUGGAUGGGACAGACACGGACUCGGACACCGGAAUAAGCUCCACCCACAGCCAGGACUCGCUGUCCCCCUGCAGGGACAUCCUUCCGCCUCUGGACACAGAUGUGUGAUCGCUGCAAACGCUGAAUUAUUGAUCUGCGUGGUUUUAAAAAUCAACCGAAAAGCUAAACUCAGUGCCUAGUAUUUGAGUGCCUGCUUUAAUCCAGGUUUCAAUUGCUGCCCUCUCUCUCUCUCUCUGCCCAAGGGUGUUGAGUUUGACACACCCCUCCAUCAGAAAGGAGCGCGUUCCGGAAGUUUUAUCACGCUGAAUCACUGGAGGAAGGGUCUGUGAUCUGUGAUUGCAUUUGUUUUGACUUGUUGCACUGUCAUGC